GCGACGGACACGGUGCUUGAGCUGCGAGAAAGACAGAAAGAAGCUGGCAUUGAAGGACACGUGGCUGAGGGAUAUGCUGUGUCUCAAGGAUAUGUAUAGCUAUCCCAGUUAUUCAUUUUCUUGUUAUAUGAAAAGGACCACAUCGGAGGUCCUGGCCUGGCGGGGUUUGAGGUUGAAUCUGGCGGGCCGUCAAGCUCCUCCCGGCAGCCGCCCCGCACCACAACAACAUCCGGGCGACUCGCCGUGAACGCCGCGACUUGCCGCGGAUUGUGCCACUCUCGGCACCUGGCCAUGGCGGGAUUUCGAAAUGAUGGCAUCGCCGCCUUCCAGACCAUAGAGGUGAAGGCAGAGGGGAUCAGGACGGUGGCCUUCCCGGUGGACAAGGCCGGAAGGAAAGAGGAUGUCGAGUUUAGCCAUGAAGCCACUUAUCUGCUCAUCAAGAGUAUGAGGAAGCGCUACGUAGAGUUGUGCUCUAAUCCCCGAGCACGUACCCAAAUCUACAAAGCCCUGCACGAAAAACUUUCUGUGCACGGGUACAACUACACAGCGGAGAGGAUUCGACGCAAGUGGAAUAAUCUUUUAGGAACGUACAAGAAGCUGAAAAGAGAAAACAGCCCAGGAAAGCCACCAUGGGAGUAUUAUGAAAUGCUGAAUGAAUUCCUUCCUGACGACCCAUGCUUAUCAGCAACUUCGUCAGGAACACCGUCACCAAAAAGUUUUUCAUCUAGCCCAGUCAAGACCAAAGACAUGCCAACUCCCGUGUCAGCAGCAGGCACUAGUAAUUCCCCAGGAGAAGAGCAUGUGUCACCCUCUAGUGUUGCUAAAGAUAUUGAGCUUGGUAUAAAAAGACAAGCAUUAAUGGAAAAGUGCAUGGAACAAAUAAAAGAGAAGGAUAGUUUUGAAAUAGAGUAUAAGAAACGUAAGGAAAGAAGAGAACGAUUGAAAAUUCAAGCAUUGAAAAGAAUUGGUAAGGAGUUACACACUAUAGCAGUAACACAAAGUGAGAUAUUAAAAAAACAAGAUCAAAUACUUGAAGCUUUACACUCAUGAAUGAAUAGUGUCUAAUAGUUAUAGAAAUAUUUAAACUGAAAAUGUUGGUAUAUUCAAAAUAUAUUUUGAAAAUAUAGA
This is a messenger RNA of Eriocheir sinensis (Chinese mitten crab), 1128 nucleotides long. RefSeq lists its product as uncharacterized. Lineage: Eukaryota; Metazoa; Arthropoda; Malacostraca; Decapoda; Varunidae. The record is from RefSeq and is a predicted model, not a curated record. Bases 292 to 1050 code for a protein of 252 amino acids. The transcript is spliced from 4 exons.